AUUCUCGCAGGACGACUAAGUGCUUUUAGCGCAAAAGGUACAAUUUUUCAGCUCAUUCAUGAAAGUCACUUUAUCAAUUUUUGUAGUGGUAUUUGCAGUCAAACGCCGAUGACUUGGAUAUUGAUGGAGUAUUGUGAUGGAAAAUCGCUAAAAGAAUUGAUUCACAGCGAUCAGGAAAUUGAAAAAAAAGAUAUUCGCUGCUGGGGUAAACAAAUUGCAGAUGGCAUGAGCUACCUACACUCGAAGAAAAUUAUUCAUCGUGAUUUGAAACCCUCAAAUGUCCUCAGUACGAAUAAUGUUUUGAAAAUUUCUGACUUUGGCAUGUCAAGAAUUUGGGAAAUGUCGAACAUGAAAAGUAUGACUUUGUGUGGUACACGUGCGUACACAGCUCCUGAACUGCUUAAAGUGUGUUUUAAACACUUAAAUUCUCCUUUCUUUCUUUUCAUAACAUUUCAAUCUUGUUUAAUUCUGUUAUGGGAACUUUUGACAAGGGCGCAACCGCAUUCGUAUGUGAAUAAAGUUCACUUAGAAUACCUUAAAAUAACUAUCUUUUAUAGGACAGUUAGUCUUCUAUUCCCCUGUCUCGCAGAAAAUCCUGAAAAACGUCUAUCAUUUCAGGAAAUUUUACUCAAAUUUACUAAUUUGAAGGUAACCUUGACUUCUAGUAAGUGUUCAGUGGCAGUAGAUUACAAAGUUUCUACAUCAGACACUUGCAGAAGUCACAGUAAGUUUACUCGUUUUUUUUUUUUUACCAUAAAGUUUUCAUGA
This is a messenger RNA of Enterobius vermicularis (human pinworm), 768 nucleotides long. NCBI's taxonomy places the organism in Eukaryota, Metazoa, Nematoda, Chromadorea, Rhabditida, Oxyuridae. The record is from the annotation of a GenBank genome assembly.